Nematocida parisii ERTm1 is the source of this 300-nucleotide messenger RNA. RefSeq lists its product as uncharacterized. Lineage: Eukaryota; Fungi; Microsporidia. Gene Ontology annotation, biological process: regulation of transcription by RNA polymerase II; cell differentiation. The record is from RefSeq and is a predicted model, not a curated record. The transcript has a single exon. Bases 1 to 300 code for a protein of 99 amino acids. Gene Ontology annotation, molecular function: RNA polymerase II cis-regulatory region sequence-specific DNA binding.
AUGGAUAAAAAAAUUAAAAGACCAAGACUCACCACCGCACAGACAAAAUUGCUAUCUAUUGUGUAUCAGCAAAACCCACGGCCUUCAAAUGAUUUAAGGUGUAAAUUAGCGAGUGACUUUAAUAUACCUAUUCGCACUGUGCAGAUUUGGUUCCAGAACAGAAGGGCAAAAGAUAGGAAGUAUAACACCUUGGUAUCUUCUUCUGAGAGUGAGUUAUCUGAGAAAGCGCCAAACAAGGCUGCCUCAGCAUCUACGUAUGAUGAAUACUAUAGGCUGUUUAUAGAAGAGAACUACAAAUAA